This is a messenger RNA of Clarias gariepinus (North African catfish), 723 nucleotides long. Its product is annotated as lactose-binding lectin l-2-like. Gene Ontology annotation, molecular function: signaling receptor activity. The coding region runs from base 107 to 616 and encodes 169 amino acids. The record is from RefSeq and is a predicted model, not a curated record. The transcript has 5 exons. NCBI's taxonomy places the organism in Eukaryota, Metazoa, Chordata, Actinopteri, Siluriformes, Clariidae.
UUCCAAGUUGUUUGUAGAUGUUUCGACUUGUGUAACAUAUAGUAUUCACUUUAUACUGUAUGUAAGUAACUUUUAGUUUUCUUUCAGUGCAUUAAAAUCCUGAACUAUGGCUGGUCAGACUAAAGUGGUGUUAGUUCUCCUUCUCACCGUGGCAGCAACAGCUUUUGGAAACCAUGGAUGCUUAAGAUGUCCAGCUGGAUGGUCACUCUUUAAAGGACGUUGCUUCCAAUAUUUUGGCUUCAGAACGGAUUGGGCUUCUGCUGAGAAACACUGCCUGACUCAAGGUGCACACUUGAUCUCGAUACACAAUGAGGAAGACUAUCAGCAUGCUAAGUCCAUUAUUCGUGCCCAAGACCCCGGCGAGAAUCCAACCUGGAUUGGCCUUUCUAGAUGUAAAAAUGGAUUGAACUGGUCUUGGUCUGAUGGUACACAAGUUACUUUUACCAAGUGGAAUCCAGGUGAACCAAAUACUCUACCGAACGAGUUCUGUGUGCAUAUGAACUGGUUUCAUUCUUUCACCAGUCAUGGCAUUUUCUUUGGUUCAGGCAUUAAGAACUGGAACAACAUUCCAUGUAAUAAUGUCUAUCCUUUUGUGUGUGUCAAGAGGAGUCAGUAAGGAGUCAGUGUAAUGCUCCCAGCCACACCUCACCAACAAUAACAAAAUGUUGGAUUUUUUUUUUUUCAUUUUCUUGUCACAAAAAUGUUUUUGACAUUUUAUCAUAA